AACCCUAUAGUUUUCAACUUUUCUGCACACCACACACACACUCUCUGACCACAUCCUUUCGAUUUCCACCACUUUGGUUCAACUGCGGCCAAACAAUUCUCCUUUCUGCAAGUUGAAAAGAAGGUUUUUCAGGCGACAUGGCGGCUCGAUCGACCCGUAUUGCUAUCGUCAACAACGACCGGUGCAAGCCCAACAAGUGCCGCCAGGAGUGUAAGAAGAGUUGCCCCGUUGUCAGAACCGGUAAAAGGUGUAUUGAGGUGUCUGCUACGUCGAAGAUUGCUGAUAUAUCUGAGGACAUGUGCAUUGGAUGCGGUAUUUGUGUUAAGAAAUGUCCUUUUGAAGCCAUCCAGAUUAUCAACUUGCCUAAGGAUUUGGACAAAGACACCACUCAUAGAUAUGGUCCUAAUACUUUUAAGCUGCAUAGGCUGCCGGUGCCGAGGCGAGGGCAAGUGCUUGGAUUGGUUGGGGCUAAUGGAAUUGGGAAGUCCACUGCCCUUAAAAUAUUGGCUGGAAAAUUGAAACCAAACUUGGGUCGUUUCACUAACCCCCCUGAUUGGCAGGAAAUUUUAACCUACUUUCGAGGAUCUGAAUUGCAGGAUUACUUUACUCGUUUUCUAGAGGAUAAUUUGAAGGUUAGCAUCAAGCCUCAGAAUGUUGACAACCUUCCAAAAGACGUGCAAGGGAAUGUGGGGAAGUUGUUAAAGCAGAAUGAUGAGAGAGAUAUAAUGUCGGAGCUUUGUGCUGAUCUGGAGCUUAACCAGGUUUUGGAUCUUAAUGUUGGUGAUCUUUCAGGUGGUGAGCUCCAAAGGUUUGCCAUUGCGAUUGCUGCCAUGAAGAAUGCUGAUAUAUACAUGUUUGAUGAACCUUCAAAUUAUCUUGAUGUGAAACAGAGGCUGAAAGCUGCCCAAGUCAUCCGAUCAUUGCUCAAGCAUAAUAACUAUGUAAUUGUCGUAGAGCACGAUCUUAGUGUCUUGGACUACUUAUCAGACUUUAUUUGCUGUUUGUAUGGCAAACCUGGUGCAUAUGGAGUGGUCACCCUUCCUUUCUCAGUCAGAGAAGGAAUCAACAUCUUCUUGGCUGGGUUUGUUCCAACAGAAAAUCUUAGGUUCCGUGCUGAAUCUCUUACGUUCAAGGUUGCUGAGACUCCCCAGGAAAGUGCUGAAGAAACUCAAACAUAUGCGCGAUACAGAUACCCAACCAUGACCAAAACUCGAGGCAAGUUCGAGCUUCGUGUUGUUGAGGGAGAAUUUACUGAUUCUCAAAUUAUUGUGAUGCUGGGUGAGAACGGGACAGGAAAGACCACAUUUAUUCGUAUGCUGGCUCAGGCUGGUUCUGAUACGGAGAUGCCUCAGUUUAAUGUUUCAUACAAGCCCCAGAAGAUUAACCCUAAGUUCGAAUCAACUGUUAGACACUUGCUGCACCGUGAAAUUCGUAAUACAUAUACUGAUCCCCAGUUUGUAUCAGAUGUUAUGAAGCCACUUCUUAUCGAACGGUUAAUGGACCAAGAAGUUAAAAAACUUUCUGGUGGAGAGUUGCAAACCGUUGCCUUGUGUCUUUGUCUUGGAAAGCCUGCAGACAUCUAUCUGAUAGAUGAGCCAAGUGUAUCUCUUGAUUCUGAACAGCGAAUUCGUGCUGCCAAAGUCAUUAAGAGGUUUAUUCUUCAUGCAAAGAAAACAGCUUUUGUGGUUGAGCACGAUUUCAUCAUGGCAAAUUAUCUUGCUGACAAAGUUAUUGUUUUUUAGGGUAAACCUUCAAGGGAUUGUAUUGCAAACUCCCCACAAUCAUUGUUGUCUGGCAUGAACCUUUUCUUAUCACGUCUUGAUAUAACGUUUAGAAGAGACCCAACUAACUUUCGUCCUAGGAUCAACAAAAUUGAUUCAGCAAAGGACAGAGAACAAAAGGCUGCUGGGUCUUACUAUCUUCGUGACUAAGGUUGCCCUACCAUCCACCACCAGAGGCAUACCCUUUUCAUCAAGGGUACCCACUAUGUCAUGGCUACCCUCCACCACCAGGUCAUGGCUACACUCCACAACAUGGUUAUCGUCCCGCUGGUUAUCCUACACAUGGUUUUUACCUUCUUGUUAUACUGCUUCUCUGCUCCACAUGCUCCUGGCAUGGGAGCAAUGCUUGCUGCUUCUGCUGCUGCAUUCUAUGAUAUGGGGCUCUAUGGCCACUAUGGACAUGGCAUUUAUAUGCCAUAUGGGAAAUUCGAGCAUGGCAAGUUCAAGCAUGGAAAGUUCGGCAAGCAUGGAUUCUUCAGGAAGUGAAAAUGUUUGAUGUGCAUACAUCUUUGAGAGGAGAUUAUAGGGUGGACCAUUUUUAAGUGUUCACCGGUGAUCCACUUUUUUAGCCGUUGAUAUAAUGAUUUUUUAAAUCAACGGCUAGUAAUAGUGAAUCAUUGGAUCACUUGAAAAACGGUCCAUCCUAUCAGUUCCCUAUCUUUGAUUAUAAAUGCUGCUGCUGAUUGCUUUUUUAUAUAAACCUUGCAUUUUUAUUUUUGACUUCGGCUAAGACCAAUAAAUGAUUAAGUUUAUAAUUCUUAAUUCUAUAAAUUGAACUGAUACACCCAACAAUUGAUAUUAUGUGCAAGCUUGGUCUUUGCUGCCGCGAAUCGCAUUGUCAGUUCCAUGCCGUUAUUUUUUUUAUUUUUGCUGUAUAAUGUCAUUUUAGUUUCAGCCUCAGUUGACACUGGAUCAGUGUCUUUAUGAAGAACAGUUAUAAAGUAUAA
Lotus japonicus is the source of this 2728-nucleotide messenger RNA. Its product is annotated as ABC transporter E family member 2-like. The transcript is spliced from 12 exons. The record is from RefSeq and is a predicted model, not a curated record. Gene Ontology annotation, molecular function: ribosomal small subunit binding; ATP hydrolysis activity; iron ion binding. Gene Ontology annotation, biological process: translational initiation; ribosomal subunit export from nucleus; translational termination. NCBI's taxonomy places the organism in Eukaryota, Viridiplantae, Streptophyta, Magnoliopsida, Fabales, Fabaceae. Bases 138 to 1742 code for a protein of 534 amino acids.